GGUUUUGUUAGUAACAGCUCUUUGCCAUGUAAUUAGAUAUUGUUAUCAGCCAAUAGUGUGUAUUCCGUCUGUGAUAGUGUAACAUUUCAUUAAUUUAUUAUUAAUUAAUAGUAAUGGUAAAUAUUUUAGUGAAAUUUUAAAGAUAGUAUUUAAAAUGCAUCACUUAAAUAUUUUAUUAGCUUCCCUGACAUUUGUAGUGAUCUUCAAUGAGUGCAAGGGACACUUCACUGCAGAAGAUUGUUGGGCCAUAGGAAUGAAUAAAGCCAGUCUUUUAUGUUCUACUUGUGACCAAUUACCGAAAUAUGAUUUAGAAUUUAUGAAGGAGAACUGCUUGAAUUGCUGUACCCGAGAAGAAGGUACUUCUGCUAUCAAGAGAUAUCCAAGAGCUAGUUUAGAAGUGUGUACAUGUAAAUUCGGUGCUUACCCACAAAUACAAGCUUUUAUCAAGAGUGAUAAACCACAUAAGUUUCCGAACCUAACCAUUCGAUACGUGAGAGGACUUGACCCCAUUAUCAAGCUCAUGGAUGAGUCUGGUAAUGUGCAAGAAGUUUUAGCCAUUGAGCGUUGGGAUACUGAUACUGUAGAGGAGUUCUUGAAGACCCAUCUCGAGACAGAUUCUGAUAAAGAUUACCUGAGGACUAACAGGAUUUAUUGAGAUAACUUAUGUAAUUUGAAUAAUUUGGUGCAUUUAUAAUGAUGUGUCUUGUACAGUCAUUAUACUACCAAAAUAGUUUAAGGUUUUUCUAAAUCCGUCAGGUACAUUGGAGAGAUAUUAUUUCUUUCAUAUUUAAAGAAAAAGUAUUUCAUUCCAGUGGUAGGGUCUUGGUUUUCCUUUUGAGUCUUCCAUAAAAAAGCUGGCAAUAAAUAAAAAAGUAUUCAGAGGAUUCCUUUAUUAGGAUUAUUUCAUCUGCUGAAGUAAUUUUACUUGAUGUUUGUCAUUACUGUUUUGUGCUACUGUCAAUAUCUUUUUCAUAAUAUUUUUUGUAAAAAUAAAAUUAUCUGGUGCUUGAAAUUUAUAUUUAUGAUGUACAAUUUUAAAAUAUAAUAAUGAUAAACCUUUCCAAUUUAUUUGUUCCCUUUUUUCUCAUUAAUCUUGUUUGGGCAGGAAUGGUAUUGAUUUAGCCAAAAACUAUCAUCCACAAAUCCUAUACACCAUACACAGG
This is a messenger RNA of Nezara viridula (southern green stink bug), 1163 nucleotides long. NCBI's taxonomy places the organism in Eukaryota, Metazoa, Arthropoda, Insecta, Hemiptera, Pentatomidae. The record is from the annotation of a GenBank genome assembly.